GACGCCCUUUCGGCGGCCUAGAAAAGGACCGCCCGCAAGUCUUGCGCCCACAUUUCACCCGCACCACCCGCGGAGAGCAGCAGGAGAUGGCUUUCCGCGCCUUUCAGAACGACCUUCCCAUCGCUUCGCAGCAGCCACCUGCUCCUCUUCCCUCCUCUUCCUCCGGCUCCAGUAAGAGGACGCGCCGCGGUCUUCGCUCAUCGGACCGGAGGCCGAGGUAUGAGUUUUCGGACUUCCAGCUGGACGUUCUGGAAACCACCUUCAAGGUGCGACCAAAGCCUGGGCACUACAAGAGGAUGUUGCUGGCCUGCCUCACUGAGAUCCCCGAGGAUCGCAUCCAGCUCUGGUUCCGGAACCGCCGGGCAAAGGCGCGGAGGGCAAAUUGUGAAAAUUGUCCUCCAGAAGAUGUGUCCUCCAGGGCCGGCUUUACACCUGCUGCUCAGGUUCCAAAUGUCGGCCUGCCAGUGCCUUCCAUUCCUCAAAGCUGCAGCCUGCCACUGCGCCAGGUCCAGCUUCCAAGCUUUGGCCUGCAGCCACUUCACCAGGUCCAGCUUCCAAGCUUUGGCCUGCAGCCACUUCACCAGGUCCAGCCUCCAAGCUUUGGCCUGCAGCCACUGCGCCAGGUCCAGCUUCCAAGCUUUGGCCUGCAGCCACCGCACCAGGUCCAGCCUCCAAGCUUUGGCCUGCAGCCACAGCACCAGGUCCAGCCUCCAAGCUUUAGCCUGCAGCCACAGCACCAGGUCCAGCCUCCAAGCUUUGGCCUGCAGCCACAGCACCAGGUCCAGCCUCCAAGCUUUGGCCUGCAGCCACAGCACCAGGUCCAGCCUCCAAGCUUUGGCCUGCAGCCACAGCACCAGGUCCAGCCUCCAAGCUUUGGCCUGCAGCCACAGCACCAGGUCCAGCCUCCAAGCUUUGGCCUGCAGCCACUUCACCAGGUCCAGCCUCCAAACUUUGGCCUGCAGCCACUUCACCAGGUCCAGCUUCCAAGCUUUGGCCUGCAGCCACUUCACCAGGUCCAGUCUGCAAGCUUUGGCCUGCAGCCACCGCACCAGGUCCAGCCUCCAAGCUUUGGCCUGCAGCCUCCGCACCAGGUCCAGCCUCCAAGCUUUGGCCUGCAGCCACCUCACCAGGUCCAGUCUGCAAGCUUUGGCCUGCAGCCUCCGCACCAGGUCCAGUCUGCAAGCUUUGGCCUGCAGCCUCCGCACCAGGUCCAGUCUGCAAGCUUUGGCCUGCAGCCACCUCACCAGGUCCAAGCAUGGAAUCAGCACCCCCAAAUGCUGGAUCAAAAUAAAUUUUGUCAUUUUUAG
Podarcis raffonei (Aeolian wall lizard) is the source of this 1307-nucleotide messenger RNA. It is a transcript of the gene MIXL1, whose product is annotated as Mix paired-like homeobox. The transcript has 3 exons. Gene Ontology annotation, molecular function: transcription cis-regulatory region binding; DNA-binding transcription factor activity, RNA polymerase II-specific. Lineage: Eukaryota; Metazoa; Chordata; Lepidosauria; Squamata; Lacertidae. The record is from RefSeq and is a predicted model, not a curated record. Gene Ontology annotation, cellular component: nucleus. The coding region runs from base 87 to 1307 and encodes 406 amino acids. Gene Ontology annotation, biological process: regulation of DNA-templated transcription.